GAGGUACAGCGUGGUCACGCGGCUUGUGGCUGUCAGGAUGUGUUGUUGACAGCUCUGCUGCUCGUGCUGCUGCUGCCAUGGUCGUGUUGAAGGGGAUACCUGCGCUGCUCUCUCCGGAGCUGCUUUAUGCUCUGGCUAAAAUGGGCCAUGGCGAUGAACUGGUCCUCGCCGAUGUGAAUUUCCCCGUGUCGUCUGUGUGUAAAUGCGGACCAGUGGAGAUCAGGGCUGACGGUCUACAAAUUCCAGAGCUGUUGAAAGCUACCCUGAAACUCUUCCCCUUGGACACUUAUGUCAGGAGCCCGGCUGCGGUGAUGGACCUGGUGGAGAGUGAUAAAGCACGUGGUCUGGAGGUGCCCGUCUGGAACACCUAUAUGAGCAUGCUCGAACAGGCCGGAUCACAGGGCAGUUUGGAGUUCAUGGAGAGAUUUGCGUUUUAUGAGAGAGCCAAGAAAGCCUUUGCAGUCGUGGCAACAGGGGAAACUGCGCUGUAUGGUAACCUGAUCAUAAAGAAGGGAGUCAUCGCUGCCUCUGAUCUCUGCUGAUCCUCUCGACUCCUGAUAAGGGCACUCUGCCCUCUCUUCCUUUCUCUAUUUCUCUGUCCUCCAUCUCUCUACCCCCCCCCCCUCUCUCUCUCUCUCUCU
Molecule: messenger RNA, 641 nt
Organism: Engraulis encrasicolus (European anchovy)
Lineage: Eukaryota; Metazoa; Chordata; Actinopteri; Clupeiformes; Engraulidae
Gene: fuom
Product: fucose mutarotase
Exons: 6
Coding region: 78-542 (154 amino acids)
Biological process (GO): fucose metabolic process
Molecular function (GO): fucose binding; racemase and epimerase activity, acting on carbohydrates and derivatives
Source: RefSeq, a predicted model, not a curated record